This is a messenger RNA of Lodderomyces pseudojiufengensis, 366 nucleotides long. RefSeq names its product H(+)-transporting V1 sector ATPase subunit G (gene VMA10). The record is from RefSeq and is a predicted model, not a curated record. Lineage: Eukaryota; Fungi; Ascomycota; Pichiomycetes; Serinales; Debaryomycetaceae. Gene Ontology annotation, biological process: proton transmembrane transport. Gene Ontology annotation, molecular function: proton-transporting ATPase activity, rotational mechanism. Gene Ontology annotation, cellular component: vacuolar proton-transporting V-type ATPase complex. The coding region runs from base 1 to 366 and encodes 121 amino acids. The transcript has a single exon.
AUGUCAUCAGGAAUUCAAUCAUUAUUAAAAACAGAGAAAGAGGCAGCAGAAAUUGUCAAUGAAGCACGAAAAUAUAGAACCAAUAGAUUAAAAACAGCAAAACAGGACGCUCAGGAAGAAAUUGAAAAUUAUAAAAAGCAAAAAGAAGAAGAAUUAAAUAAAUUUGAAAAAGAUCAUGAAGGUAUAAAUGAGCAGAUUGAUAAAGAUGCUGAUGCGGAAGUUGAAAAAGAAUUAAAAGCUUUAAAAGAACAAUUUGAAAAGAAAAAACUGGAUGUUAUUAAAUUGUUGGUAGAUGCCACUAUAUCAUCUAACCCAGAAUUGCAUAUAAAUGCUAAUGUUCAAAAAGGAGAAGGAGAAAAAGUUUAA